GUUAUUAUGUUAUUUAUUUCAAAUGCUGUUGGAUGAAAUAAUACAUUUGUUUAUACUUUCAAGUUACAAAGAGAAUAAUGGAUAACAAUAACUAUUGUAAUCUGUCUGACAAAUUGCCCAACUUUAGUGACUCUCCCCACAUGCAGCUCACUCGGUCUUUCUACCUGGACCCCGUUGUCACUUUCCACCUCUGUCCAGAAGCCCCUGCCUCAUCCCCUUACUCUGAAGACCUGCCAGUGCUCCCUUUUGCAACUGACCAGUUGAUUGUGGAAAACUUGGGAAAUCCUUGUUCGUUCCCUUUUCAGAUGCCGUAUCCCUCUUAUGGAAGAUGUGACUACUCCUAUGGUCCAACAUUCAUCAGGAAAAGAAAUGAAAGGGAGAGACAGAGAGUCAAGUGUGUCAGUGAAGGUUAUGCCCAGCUUCGUCAUCACCUGCCUGAGGAAUAUCUGGAGAAGCGCCUCAGUAAAGUUGAAACCCUCCGAGCCGCCAUCAAGUACAUUAACUACCUGCAGUCUCUGCUUUACAGACAUGAAGUGGAAGGCAAGAAGAAGCCUGCGAAAGGUCAGGCUAUUGUGGCAACUACCAGUCACCAAAUGGACCCCAUUUUUGCAAUUGUGUAAAUAGGGCCAAAGUCUCAAGAAAUCGUUUCCUAAGGAUACAGUGUUUACAGAAUCAGACCAUGUCUCUCUCUCUCUUUUUUUUUUAAUAACUUUUUAUUGAUAGAACGCAUGCCAGGGUAAUUUUUUACAGCAUUAUCCCUUGCAUUCACUUCUGUUCUGAUUUUUCCCCUCCCUCCCUCCACCCCUUCCCCCAGAUGGCAAGCAGUCCUUUACAUGUUGAAUGGGUUGCAGUAUAUCCUAGAUACAAUAUAUGUUUGCAGAACCGAACAGUUCUCUUGUUGCACAGGGAGAAUUGGAUUCCCAGGGUAUAAAUAACCCGGGAAGAAAAACAAAAAUGCAAGCAGUUUAUAUUCAUUUCCCAGUGUUCUUUCUCUGGGUGUAGCUGCUUCUGUCCAUCUUUGAUCAAUUAAGGCUCUCUUUAUCGAAGAGAUCCACUUCCAUCAGAAUACAUCCUCAAACAGUAACGUUGUUGAGGUAUAUAAUGAUCUCCUGGUUCUGCUCAUUUCACUCAGCAUCCAGACCAUGUCUCUUAUGGAACUUUAUACUUUUCUUCUUAGGAUGCUAUUAUUAGAUACAAGUUUAGAGGUCAUUUACUUCAAUCCCCUGUCUGAAUCUUACCUUAUGUAGGAUGCCUGGUGAGGGGUCAUAAUAAAGAAUUUUUGUAAAAAAAUUAGUUCUGCAAAAUUGAUAUAUUUUUGAAAA
This is a messenger RNA of Antechinus flavipes (yellow-footed antechinus), 1322 nucleotides long. RefSeq names its product achaete-scute homolog 3-like. The record is from RefSeq and is a predicted model, not a curated record. The transcript has a single exon. Gene Ontology annotation, biological process: developmental process; regulation of transcription by RNA polymerase II. NCBI's taxonomy places the organism in Eukaryota, Metazoa, Chordata, Mammalia, Dasyuromorphia, Dasyuridae. Bases 78 to 620 code for a protein of 180 amino acids. Gene Ontology annotation, molecular function: DNA-binding transcription factor activity, RNA polymerase II-specific; RNA polymerase II transcription regulatory region sequence-specific DNA binding; protein dimerization activity.